AUGCAUUCGGUCCAGACAGGCAUGUGGGACCCCCGGUCCCUAUCUAAACAUGUCUCGCCCCUCCCCCCGCCACCCCUCACCAACUCCCGCCUCACCCGCGUAACCAGAGCCACCCCGGCCAAGCGGAUCACCUUCUACAAGAGUGGCGACAAUCAGUUCGGGGGCGUAAGGAUGGCCAUCCACAGGCGUAGCUUCAAAUGUUUCGACACUCUGUUAGAUGACCUUUCUCAAAAGGUGCCACUGCCAUUUGGUGUGCGGACUGUGACCACUCCCCGUGGCCUCCAUGCCAUCAAACACUUGGAGCAGCUCCAGGACGGUGGCUGUUACCUCUGCUCUGACCGGCGCCACGUUAAGCCAAUCAACAUGGAGAUGGCCAGUAAACGCCCAAAUAUCUGGAACAACCACAGCCGUAGACCCCAGCGGCCUGAAGCCUCACCCACAACACCACCCGGCCAUUUGCCUUACAGGCAGCGGCGGAUCCUUCUGGUAAAGAACAGCGAGCCAGGGAUGAGGAGGAGUGUGGUGUUGAGCAGGAGGUCAACCAGGAGUCUGAGGGCAUUUCUUGAUGAGGUGUCCGAAGUGAUGCAGUUUCAUGUCCGCAAGCUCUAUACUCCGGAAGGACGAAGGAUUGACAGCGUGCAGACCCUGAUGACUUCUCCCCCUAUUUUGGUGUGUGUUGGCCGGGAAGCCUUCAGUCCACUGCUAGUAAACUAUGUCAGGAAGAGCUCAGAGGAAAAACUGCCUGGCUUGGGCACCAGGUCCCCUGGUCUUGGCCCCAGAACUCCUGGAAAUGGAGCCAAGUCCCCUGCUACUCAAGGUCCAAGAUCUCCACCACAUGGAGCUCAGUCACGGGCCAGCGAGUACAGUGAAGGGCAUGAGAGCAAGAAAAGUGUUAACUUUGGUCUGGAAACCAAAAAGAGCAUCAUCCACCCUCGUUCUGAUUCCUCAAACCGUUCUGCCCGUUUCUCUUUGUCUUCAGAGAAGUCAUACGGCAAUGGUGUCAGCACACUCUCCCAGGGCAGACCAGCUAUUAUGAAUGAUGACAUUGAAAAGCGUGUCCUGGUCAAUAAAGAUGGCAGCCUCUCAGUGGAGAUGAGGGUGCGUUUUCGCCUCCAAAAUGAAGAGACCUUGCAGUGGUCCACCCAGAUUAAAAAAUCCCCAUCUCUGACCAAUGACUGUUGCCCUCUGAGUCAGGCCCAGCCUCAUUACUUGCAGCAGGGCCAAUCAGAAAGUUGCUCUGACCCUGAUUCCACUACCUUCGAGCCAGAGGUUGUGGAGUAUUCCAGCCAACCUCUGCAGCAUGUUUUGGAAGGGAGUGGCUGCCCCUGCUGCUAUCAGAGGCAGGAACAGCAGUACGACUUGUGGGAAAACCCUGCACACAGCCACAAACAGCGUCCUGCCGCACCCCCGCAUAAAUCCAGCCACACCCAUACUAUGAUGAGACACACACACUCCUCUAGCUCUUCCUCAUCAUGUAACUCAAGGAGAGUGGUGCGCUGCCGAGCACAACUCUCCAACUGUGGAGGAGGCUCUGGUUCAGAGCAGAGCCAACUGGUCCAGGAGGAGAUGUGUGUGACAGAGCGCAGAGUAGAAGUGGAGCAACAUGGAGACACCCAUGUAGAGGUGUGCAGAGUGAGCCGGUGCUGCAGUCGCAGUGAAGUGCUCGCUAUUGAUACCAACCUACUGCCAGUUAGCAGGAAAUCAGUUGAGGAUGAGCUAAUGCUGGAGGAAGGUGACCGCCCGCUCUCUGGGAUCAGCAGCUCCUCACAUGUCCUGCAAUCACUGAAAGAAGACCACGAUGAUGAGGAUGAUGAUCUCCCACCCAGCGCCUCACAGUGCGGUGAAAGCAAUGAAUCAACACCAUCCCCAAUCUCCCAGACAGGCAAUGACAGGCCAACAGGCAACAUUUCAGCCGGUUCGGUCCACUCUACCAAACACAAGAAGCACAAAGACACUGAAGAGAGAGGAAGCAGAACGGUAUCAGCAGCCUGUUCCUGUCACUGUGGAUCUGCCACCCCACAGUCAACAACUGGAGCAGAUGAAGUGGAUCGAGCCCCCAGCUCCAAGUCCAGAACAAGCAGAGCCUCUUGCAGGUCCACCACAGCCAGGACCCCAAACUCAGAGGAAGGGGUAGCAGAUGAUGAAGAUGAUGAGGUGAAAAAGGUUGUUAGUGGGUUGUCUGGUCAGACAGGACUUUCAGCAGGCUCACGGCAGUCAGGAGCAUCCAGUGUAUGUCAUAACUGUGGGGGCUGCCAACAUGGGGUCAACUCCAGUUCCAGUAGCAGAGCUUCACAGAGCUCACAUCACACCAACCAAGCAUCUCCAAAACCUGGCUCACCUCCCCAUGACCAAGAGAAUGCCAAUGAUGGCAGUGAAGAAGAUGGCUCUGAUGUGUCAGCUGUGUCAACACAAUCCAACAAAAGUAACCUCACCAACCACGGGCGCUGCUCUCAAAUAUCAAAUGUUGUGGAGGGCAGGGCAUCUCGUGCCAUGUCCAGAAAGUCCAAUCUGGAGCCAGCAGAAAAAGAGGAAGAACGGCCUCCCAGUGCCACCUCAGCCACAAGCCACAGGUCCAGCAGAUCGCAUAAGUCUUGCUGUAAUGGUGCCACUGAUGCCACAACUGAAAAAGAGGAGGAGAGAAGCCCCAGCGCUAUGUCUGCUCUGUCAAACUUGUCUGCCAAGUCCAGCAAGUCUCAAAAGUCCAACAAAAAUGGUACAGUAGAAACUCUGGACAUCAAAACAAGAGAGGAAGCAGAGGGACAGAAUGUUGAAGAAAGAGCAGGUAGCUCCUUAUCAGCCAAAUCUUGUAUUUCAGCAAAGUCCAGUGCUUCAGUCAGGUCUCACAAGUCCAAUUGUCCAUCACGUAUUAGGGUUGCCUCUCCAUCUGACAAUGCAGCUGUGGAAGAGGAUGAAACAAACAAUAGAGCUCCCAGUAGCCUUUCUGUUAAGUCUACCAAGGAAGAAAGACCUGAUAGUGUCCUAUCUGCUAAAUCAGCUAAAUCAACUAAAUCAAAUGUGUCAGGAAAGUCCAGCAAGUCCCACAAGUCCACUUGCAGUCAUUUUGUGAGAGAAAUUUCUCCAGGUGCUGAAGAUCCUAUUGAAGAUGCAACAGGAAAGGAAGGAGAAACAGAGGUAGAGGACCGAGCAGCGAGCACCCUGUCAACCAAGUCAAAUGUGUCUGCCAAGUCUAAUAAAUCCCGUAAAUCCACCAAAGAUUCACAAAGGUCACCUUCACCCGGGUCAGAGGCUGGAGGAGAUGAGGAAGAAAGGGCAGCAAGUCAAAUGUCUGCCAGAUCAGUUAAAUCUAACAUAUCUGUCAAAUCUAAUUGUAAUGGCAAUGAAAAGGUAGCAGAGGAGGCUGAAGAAGAAGAAAAUGAGAAUGUGGAAGAGGAAACACAGCCAAGACCAGAAAGUGUAGCAUCUGCCAAAUCAGAAAAUGAAGAGAGGCCAGCCAGUGCAGUGUCCUGUAAAUCUAAAAAGUCUCUCUGUAAUAGCAACACAGAUGAAACUCCAGAAAUGGGAGACAAUACAGGAGAUUGUGACAAGGCUGAGGUUAGAGCUGCUAGUGCUUUGUCAGGUAAAUCAGCUUCCUCUGCAAAGUCUCACCACACAAAUUGUUCAAAGAGUUCAAGAGUAGCUUCUCCAGCUAAGGAUACAUCUAAAACAGAGGUUGACCGAAGCCCCAGUGCUAUGUCUGGGAAAUCAAACACCUCUGCCAAGUCUGCUAAGUCCAAAGGGUCAAACCACACCCCAGCAUCGCCAAAUGCAGAUGAAGCUGUUGUUCCUUCUACAGAGACAAAUGAAGAAGAGAAGCAAGAUGAAAAUCAAGAGCGGGUGGCUAGUGCCAUGUCUGUAAAGUCAAAAUCUUCAGUGAGGUCAGGUACUUCACACAAGUCAAAUUCUAACCAGCAUGUUAAAUCAGUGUCACCUAGUUCAAAUGUUGUCACCAUUAAAACACCAGAAGGGGUUGAUGAGGAAGGAAAUAAGACAACAGAGAGACCAACCAGUGCUGCAUCAGCUAAAUCGGGAAAAUCUAUUGCUGUUAUUGAAACAGCAGAUGCAGAUGAAAACCAAGAGGAAGACAAUGCACCAAAAAUUAAAUCUUCUGAACACUCUAAUGGCAAAACACUUUCACCCAGGAGGACACGAUCACCCCGAACACGCUCACCCAAAGCUUCAUCCCCCAGCAGUCCUCAAUCCUCAGGACAGCAGUUAUUGCCUAACCCUGGUGUUGGAGAGACAAGAGGACCCAGUGCCUUGUCAGUUCACUCCACAACCUCUGCUAAAUCUGGCAGGUCCAAAUGUCACUGUGGAAAGGCAAAGAAAGAAAAGGAGACGGAGGUCAAGGAAGUGGAGAAAAAAGAAGAGGAUGAGAAGCUAAAAAGCGAGGAUGACAAAGAGCCUUCAGAUCGAGCAGCCAGUGUCCUAUCUUCCUCCUCCAAAAAAGAGAGAGAAUCAGGAGACCCGGAGCCACCACUGAGUCGAAACUCAUCAGGUUCAGUAUCUCUUGGGUUGCCAGAGGACCAAGAAACAGGUGAUUCAGACAGUGGCAAGUCAAAUGUUUCAUUUCAUACUGGGAGUAAGGAAAGUACUUUGUCUCACAAUCUUCCAGCAGUUGAUAUACCAACUAUUGAAACACCUGGAGGAGGUAACAACGAAGGUGAAGAAGGUGAAGAGCAAAAAACAGAAAGACCAGCCAGUGAACUUUCAGCCAAAAGCAGCAGGUCUCACAAGUCUUCAUGUAGCUGUAAAGUCAAAGCAGCAGCUCGAUUGGGUACCAGCCCAACCAAAGCAGGAAAUGACCUUGAAACAGGAAGUGUGAAGUCUGCUAACAAUCUGGAUGCAGUUGACAAUAGGACCCCAUCUGCAAUGUCAUCAGCAAGUGCUAAAGUUAGGAGCAAAUCCCCUGCAAAUUCAACAAAUAAUAAUGCUGAAAACAAGGCCUCCAGCAGACCAGCUAGUAAAACCAAAGGGAAAGAUGUCACAGACGACGCAGCCAGUGUCUGCCCAAAGAGUCCCUGUUGCCUCAGGCCUGAGUCUGCAGCUUCAGCUAAGUCAGUGUCAAAAAUGAAAGCCUCAAAGCAGAGUAAACAAGAGGAUCCAGUCAUAUCAGAAGAUGAAGUCAAAGGUGACAGUGGUAGUGUCAAGUCUGUUAAACCCUCAAAGCCCUGUCCUUCACACAGCUCCAGGCUAUCCAGCAAAGUGGAGACAUGUAGUGAAAGUACUCUGUCUCACUCUCUGUCCGCUGCUGACCUGCUGAAGGAAACCAUGGCCACUACACGUCCAUACAGUCGACAGUCAAAGGCCAGCAAAACCAGCGACAAGCCGAGCAGUGAGAAAAGUGGGAUGUGUCAGAGAAACAAGAGCCAGAUGGAUCGGAAAGAGCUGGAACUGACACCUGCCUUUCUACCUAACACUUCCCCUAAUGAGGUCGUUAGCGAUUGGCUGCGGAGCAUCCCCACUAAUGGCAACUUGCUCACUCUUGAUGAUGAGCUGAACAAGGAAGAGCAGGAGGUGAAGGAGAAGGAGGAGGUUGAGGAGAAACCUGGAGAGGAGGUAGCAAAGGAGGAGGAUAGUCCUGACGCUGAGAAAGUAGACGAGGAGGAGGAAGCUGACGCUGACGAGAAAGAGGAGAAAGAGGAAGAAGUUGAAUGUGAUGCAGCGGAGGGGGAGAAGAGCGCAGAUCCAGCUCCAGGUGUUGCAGUCGGGACUUCAGUUCGCACCACCAAUCUUUUGUUGAGUGGUGAUUCUCAGCCAAAGAACUGGCAUUCUUCAGUAGCAGUGAUGAAAGUUCUCCUGGGCUCUUCUCUGAGUCGAUCUCGGAGCUUGCCUGAGGUGUCUCCAGUUUAUGGUCGCAGACUGAGCACAUCAGCCAAGGGCCUCUUGGACUGUCUGGCCCAGCUGCAGCUCAUUGAGCCUGCAGUGAGCCCUGGCUGUGACCCACAAAAGGACCGCAAGCAGCAGUAUGAUGACAUUAUGGCCAUCCUUCAGUCCCUCUGGCUCACAGAUCCAAAGGACAUUGAGGUCAAGAAAAGCAGCAGCGAGGUGACUCCACCGAGGUCCUCAUCCGGGGUGGGUAUGAGCAGUGGCUCUGGUGGAUCAGGGAAAGAGAAUGUAAAUCAAGGAGGAGAUGAAAUACUCCCAAAGGAGACAGAAUCUCUACAUGAGGAUGAGGGAGCGGAGAAAGUUGAAGAAGAAAAGGAAGAGGAAGAAAAUGAAGAAGCAGGUGACCAGGAAAUUGAGGCUGAAGCAGAACCAGAAUCAGAAGAGACAAAACCAGACACAGCAGAGGAAUCGGUGCAAAUUGAUGAACAGAGUAUAACCCCUCCAAGCCUAGACAGCCCAAAAGCCACUGACAACCCCUCAUCAUCAGACAAGAGCUCUGUUAAUGACAGCUCCAAAUCCCCCACCGAUAACAAGCGAGAACAAGAGGACUCAAGCUCAGGCACACCCCCAACUGUCGUGCGAGCACCCUUGUCCAAAAGACUAUCCCAAGAUCCUGAUCCAGUGUGGGUCCUGCAACUUCUGAAGAAGCUGGAGAAACAAUUCAUGAACCACUACAUUAACGCCAUGGCAGAGUUCAAAGUUCGCUGGGACCUUGACGACAGCCUAAUCUUGGACACAAUGAUCUCCGAACUGAGAGAGGAAGUGAGCCGGCGCAUCCAGACCAGCAUCGAACGUGAGAUGAGAAAGAUUCAGAGUCGAGCCGGCAAAGUGGGGAGGUCUCCUCGGCCACCACAACUAGGAAACCUCUCCAGGGAGUCCACCGUAACAGACAGGAGGCGUCAGAUGUUGAAGGUCAUGAAGAACCAGUCAGUAAAUCCUGCCGACACCUUCAGUGAUAACGAUAUAACGGGUGAGUUCAGUGACCAGCGAAGUGAAGAUGAGUACUGUCCCUGUGAUGCUUGUGUACGCAAGAAAAUGGCUGAACGACCUUUCAAAAGUAACCCGCUGGCAUCUGACGCCCCACUGAUGAUGGAAUUUGACCUCCUUAAGAUACUUCAGUUGAAGAAAAGCCCAUCCCCUGCACCAGUUUCUUCACUACUGGUGGAGGGGGAAAGUGAAAGCAUGGUAGAUGAGGAGGGGAGGAAUUUAGAGGUAGUGCAGGAAGAAGAAGAGGAGGAUGAAACGAAAGAGGAUAUCAAAGCUGAAGUUGUUUUAGAGGAGACUAUCCCAGAGGAGGAUGAGGAAGAGAUGGGAGAUGAGCAGGAGGAAAAUGACGGCGGAGAUGAGGAGCAGGAAGAGGGUGAAACAGGUGGCGAGGAAGCUGCGGAAGAAGGGGCAUCAGAAAAUGGAGAGGAGGAAGAGGAGGAGGAAGAAUGCCCGUGCUGUUGUGCUAGAAAUGAGGAGGAGAGUGAUAAAGCAGAAGAGGGAGACGAGGAGGCAAAAGAGGCAACAGCAGAUGAAGGAGAGACCACUGAAAAUGGGGAAGGUGAGGAGGAGGAAGGGGAGACAGACUUGGCAAACGAAGAAUCAACACCAGUGGAAGAGCUUGUGGAGGGGAACAUCAGUUCUUCAGCAGAGGAUGAGAGCAAAGGUGAUGACGGCACCGGAGAGGACAAGUCAAAUGAAGAUGAAGAGGGAGGAGAGAGCGAGGAGACGUCACAACAGGGGGAGACUCCAACUGUCUGUGUGACUGAGGGAGAGGAAGCCGACCCAGAAGACUCAAACACUGGAGAGUGUUUUGUCACAGGAGAUGAGGAGGAGAAAGAGGGUGGAGGCAAUGGAGAUGAAGAGGAGGUUGUGGAAGAUGCUGUCGAGGAAUUUAAGCACAAGGAAGAGGAGGGAGAAGAGAUCGAAGGUAAUUGGGAGGAUGGCGCUCUGCACCAUCAGGUCACCAGGACCUCAAUGGAGUCCCAACCUGGCUCCAUGGAAGAUAUUGGCAGGGAUUCACCUCAGAAUCCUGUUAUCGCCACAGAAGUGCCCAAAAAGGCUGCAGAUGGAUCCACUGGUGGUGUGUGCCAGACGACGAGCCGGUCGCCAGCCAGGGUCAAACGACGCAAACCCAAAGAGAGCGACGUUGCAUAG
Messenger RNA from Scomber japonicus (chub mackerel), 8028 nucleotides. RefSeq names its product rp1 like 1a (gene rp1l1a). The transcript has 10 exons. Gene Ontology annotation, biological process: axoneme assembly; intracellular signal transduction; photoreceptor cell development. Gene Ontology annotation, cellular component: axoneme. Lineage: Eukaryota; Metazoa; Chordata; Actinopteri; Scombriformes; Scombridae. The record is from RefSeq and is a predicted model, not a curated record. The coding region runs from base 1 to 8028 and encodes 2675 amino acids.